UUAUUCGCUUGCAAACACUAAAAUUGUUUUUGAUAGUUUCGUUGCACGAACUUGCAACUUUCACUGUGGCAGUCCUUUCAAAGUCUCUAGGCCAACUGCUGCGUAAACUUCGCGGUUUUUCGUUUACGUAGAGUAACUAAAACGAAGAUAUUUUAUAGAUAGGAUCAGAAAUUAGCAAUAAACUCUAUCCCAUGAAAAUUCUUGCGGCCAUGAUAUUUUAUUUGUAUUUAAAAUUAUCUUUUCAAUUUUUGCAUUGAAAACUCAGGCUACAGCACUCUUUUAAUAGUAAUAAUUUUCAUCUAUCAGUUUGAGUAUAAAAACAAAGUGUAUAGUUCGUGAUACUGUUUAUUUACUGAAUGAAUGCAGCCAUGAAGUCAGCUUUCUGCUUCUUGUUUUUAGCUGCUACAGUAUCACAUUGCGGCGCUACACUUCUAGCAGCAACUGGAUAUUGGGCCGCCAGCAAUCCUGUGAGACAAUACUUCUUAGAAUCUGGUAUUGGGGAUGCAAUUGGUCAAAGUGCCAAAACAAUGUAUGAAACAAGUGGAUUUCGUUACAUAAGUGAUCAAGGUACAAGAAUUCGAAGAGCUCAAAUGAGAAAUCGUACAAUCGCCGAAAUGAAAUUUGCUGAAGUUCAAAAGAGAAAAGGAUACAUGGCUAAGACAUUAUCCCAAAAUGAUGAUAGAAACUUUUCUGAGCGAUUGUUUAAUGUAUUAAAUGAGAUGGAAAAAAAUACAUGCGUUAAACGCUUACUGUGUGAAAUAGGAGCAGAACCUUCUAAGUUUGGAACAAUUGGCUUGCAAGUAACUAAGUACAUAUUAUCCAUUCCUCCAGUUACAUGGAACAGCCUAACAUUUUCUUAUAAAGAAGCAUUUGAAACUGGUUUACAAAAUGGUGAUGAAGUAUGUCUACAGAUUUACUCCAAUUGUUCUUAUAAUUUAUACAAAGCUGUGUCUUUCCUAUGGUUCAUCAUUAAUCCCCUUAAAUUAUAGCAUCUUGUUAUAAAUAACUAAAGAUUUAUUUUAACUUAUUUAUAUCAGCAAUUUUUAAAUAAAUAUUUUAUCAUA
Molecule: messenger RNA, 1064 nt
Organism: Parasteatoda tepidariorum (common house spider)
Lineage: Eukaryota; Metazoa; Arthropoda; Arachnida; Araneae; Theridiidae
Source: RefSeq, a predicted model, not a curated record